AUGGCGCUGAAGGCGGCGAUAGCUCGCAAGGCUGCUGCUGAGGCCGCUUCGCGGCGGGAGGCUGGCCCGGCCGCCCAAGCUGCACCCGCGCCGGCAGUGAUCACGGCGGGCGCGCCUGCGCCUGCCCAACCAGCGGAGGGUGCGUUCGCGGUGAAGCGUGGAUUUCUCGAAGGAGAGGUGACGCUUUAUCCAGACGGGUCCAGGGAGGCGCAGACCAGACGUUCCAGGUUCGCGCUCCGCUCGCUUGAUGACCGAUAUGUCGUGGCAGCCGACUUUGCAGACUUCUCGGGUGCGGUCGGCAAGGAGGAUUUCGACGUUGCGCUCGAAGGUUGCGCGCUUCGCAUCCGAGGCAGCAAGACCGGCCCGGCGCACGCGCUGCUGGUCGGCCUCGACGAAAGAGUCGCGCUGCCAUCCGAUGCGGACGUUGGCCGUAUCGAGGCGUCGUUCGAGGCGCGAACCCUGCGCAUCACGGUGCCGCGUUUGGGGCAAGCCUAA
This is a messenger RNA of Emiliania huxleyi CCMP1516, 495 nucleotides long. RefSeq lists its product as hypothetical. Lineage: Eukaryota; Haptophyta; Isochrysidales; Noelaerhabdaceae. Bases 1 to 495 code for a protein of 164 amino acids. The record is from RefSeq and is a predicted model, not a curated record. The transcript has a single exon.